Messenger RNA from Ficedula albicollis (Collared flycatcher), 3071 nucleotides. It is a transcript of the gene SPSB1, whose product is annotated as splA/ryanodine receptor domain and SOCS box containing 1. Gene Ontology annotation, cellular component: SCF ubiquitin ligase complex. The transcript has 3 exons. Gene Ontology annotation, molecular function: protein binding. Gene Ontology annotation, biological process: proteasome-mediated ubiquitin-dependent protein catabolic process; intracellular signal transduction. The record is from RefSeq and is a predicted model, not a curated record. The coding region runs from base 367 to 1188 and encodes 273 amino acids. NCBI's taxonomy places the organism in Eukaryota, Metazoa, Chordata, Aves, Passeriformes, Muscicapidae.
CCAGGGAGAGGAUUUCAGCUGGGCUGAGCUUAUCUCAUGUGCUGUGGCAGGAGCCUUGUGCAGCAGUGGAGGAAGAGCUGAGUGCACCUGCUGGAGCUGUGAGUUUCCCAAACCUGGUGUCUGUGCCUGCCUGUGGAGCUGCUGCCCUGCUCCUCUGUGUUUCCAGGUGUGUGAUGGAGCUCAUACCUUGCCAAGGCAGGAGUCAGACAGCAGCUGCUUUCAGACAAAGCUGUGUGAUGCCUGCAGAAUAAAAGCAAUAGCGAGUGGUGCACAUCUUGACAGAGUCUCCUGGCAACCUUUCCUGCAUGGCUGGGCGGCUGCCGGGCGGAUCGGUGAGGCUGUGAGGAGGCGGGAGCAGGACGCAGCAUGGGUCAGAAGGUCACGGGCGGGAUCAAGACGGUGGACAUGAGGGACCCCGUGUACAGGCCCCUGAAGCAGGAGCUGCAGGGGCUGGACUACAGCAAGCCCACGCGGCUGGAGCUGCUGCUGGACAUGCCGCCCGCGCCCUACGAGGUGCAGCUGCUGCACUCGUGGAACAACGAGGACCGCUCGCUGAACGUGUUCGUCAAGGAGGACGACCGGCUGCUGUUCCACCGGCACCCGGUGGCGCAGAGCACCGACGCCAUCCGCGGCAAGGUGGGCUACACGCGGGGGCUGCACGUCUGGCAGAUCACCUGGGCCGCGCGCCAGCGGGGCACCCACGCCGUGGUGGGGGUGGCCACCGCCCAGGCGCCCCUGCACUCGGUGGGCUACACCACCCUGGUGGGCAACAACCACGAGUCCUGGGGCUGGGACCUGGGCCGCAACAGGCUCUACCACGACGGCAAGAACCAGCCCAGCAAGACCUACCCCGCCUUCCUGGAGCCCGACGAGACGUUCGUGGUGCCCGACUCGUUCCUGGUGGUGCUGGACAUGGACGACGGCACGCUGAGCUUCGUGGUGGACGGGCAGUACAUGGGCGUCGCCUUCCGGGGGCUCAAGGGCAAGAAGCUGUACCCGGUGGUGAGCGCCGUGUGGGGGCACUGCGAGAUCCGCAUGUGCUACCUGAACGGGCUGGACCCUGAGCCCCUGCCCCUGAUGGACCUGUGCCGGCGCGCUGUCAGGCUGGCCCUGGGCAAGGACAGGCUGGCUGAGAUCCCCACGCUGCCCCUGCCAGCCUCCCUCAAGAGUUACCUGCUCUACCAGUGACCCAGGAGCUGCAGGACCCAGCUGGAACCAUGGAUGGAGCUGCCCUGGGCUCUCCCUCUGCUGCAGCUCCUGGCCCGAGCAUCCUGGCCCUGCUGCAGCUCCAGGGCCCUUCCUGGCCAGUCUCAGGCACUCCUCGUGUCACAGCCCAGUGCUCUGCUCCUUGGGGCUCCUUGGGAGUCCUGCCCCAGCACACUUACAAAAGGAACAUUUACAGAGGCUCUGUGCUUCCCUGCUCCUCCUGGGGAAAGGCUCUGCUACCUCCCCUGGGUUUGAGGGGCUCAGGGAAUGGUUUUUCUGUGCCAGCUAAAGGGGAGAAUGAUGAUAAAAUAAUAAUAAGAAGAAUAGAAGAGUAAAAGUAAGAAUAAAAACCUAAUCUGGGGAAAGAGGAGGCAUUAAGAAUAGAAAUGUUAAGACCAGGUCCUAAGAAUAGAAAGGUUCAGGAUGGCCAGCAGAGUUGGAAGGAGUCUGGAAUACCAUAAAGAAUUAAUUGAUGGGUUUUUCAAAACCAAAAAAAAAAAAGUACAAGGCCAAGCCCUGAAACACCAAAACCAAGAGCCCUUCCAGGACCAGGACAGUUGUUGAUUUGGAGGAGGUGGUUGUGUUGCUGGUGGCUGUGUCUGUGCUGGGGCUCUCUUGUUUCUCCCCAUUGCUGCUCCUGCUCUGCCUCCUCCUGCUGGGUUUGGCUGGGCUGGUUUUGCUCCUUCCUGCCUGAGACCUGCAGCUUGUGCCUGGGGUUCCUGGUGCUGUGGGACAGGGCAGGACCCAGGUGUGCAGCAGGGUGGGAUCUUUGUCACUCAGCUGCAGGUGCUGUCCCCAAGCUCUGCCCUGUCCCUGCUCAGGCUUUAGGAAAACAUUCCUGUUCCUGUAGUGGCACUGCCAGGGAAUUCUCCUUGGAGAAGCUGCUUCAAUCCAUCCACAGCCAGCCAGAGAGCAGCUCCAUCUGCACUGCCCUGCAGCAGGAAUGGUUCCCUGGGCUGGGCUGGAGCUUGGCCAGAGGAGAGGAGAGGAGAGGGCACAGUGUGGCAGCAGCAGGAGCCCAGGAGGGGGUUCCUGCAGGGUGGGACUGGGGGGAUUAAAGAGGCCAGGGGUGAUCUCAGGCACAGCAAGAGGAAACUGCAGCCUCUCCAGAGCUGGGGAGCAGGAGAGCUGCAAUAACCAGGACAAGCAAUUCAGGCACAAUCAGCACAUCCCAAAUAGAUCCUCAGUAGCCAAGAAAAGAGGAUGACACUCCUUUAUCAGCAGGAGCUGCUCUCUUGACCUCUCCACAGGUUACUAUGCUGCCUUUCUGGGGUUAUUUUGCACAUUUCUUUGUGUUUUUUUCUUGAAAAAUGUUUGUGUGAUUGUUGGGGGGUUUUUUUGUUGUUUUUUUGUUUGUUUGUUUUGGUUUUUUGUUUGUUUUUUUUUUUUUGCUUUUGAGUUAUCCCUUCAGUUUUGUGUAGGUACAAAUGAGUUUAGUUGUUGAAAAUGUUAAUAUAUAUAUUUGUGGUGUAUGUAUAAGAACAUGUUUUAAACAGCUGCUGUAGGGUACCUUUUUGAAAAUAAACUACUUGCAUAGUAUAUUUUUUAAAGCACAGAGUUGGUGCCAAGACUGGGUGGGGUGUGAUGUGCCCCUUUUUUUAUUCUAAUAUUAUAUGAGGUUUUUUUCACCGUAGGGGUUUGUACUAGUUUCUGUUGCAGGGUGGGACACAAAAUUCAGUGUGUGGAGCCCUACUUGGUUGCCUUCAACUUGAACCAGUGUCUUCCAGAACUGCAGGGAAGGAGCUGUGUUCUCCCUACUUCCAGUGCUCUUUGUGCUCCCCCAUUUCCAUCUCUCCUCACUUCACCAGGACAUUACUUUGUACAGUUUAAAAUCCUUUCUAUUUUAUGACUGUAGAUAAUGCUCA